AUGUCUCUCAAUGUUCUACUAUCUCAUGCUGCAUACAGAAAUUCAGAAAUAAAGAUACAUGCCUACUCCGUACUGCACGGUACAUCGCCUCCACCCUCACGCGGGUGCGCUAUUCCUUCUGCGUCGGCCUCCAUGCCUGCCAAGCGUGCCCUCGAUAUCAGCAUCACCAAGCAAGUCCGAGAAGAAAGCACACCCCUACACACCAUGUCGUUCCCACCCAUCCGCAUUCCGCCAGGAAACAACAAACGUCUGGACGCCUCACCCAUCCCAAGUCCCAGUGUCCCACAGGGACCCCGGCUACAGGUCGAUUUCGCGCUUUCUGGAUUGGCCCAGCUUCAGCCCUCUCCGUCAACGGAAGCCAGUCAUGGCCAAAUAAAGUAG
Molecule: messenger RNA, 381 nt
Organism: Colletotrichum abscissum
Lineage: Eukaryota; Fungi; Ascomycota; Sordariomycetes; Glomerellales; Glomerellaceae
Exons: 1
Coding region: 1-381 (126 amino acids)
Source: RefSeq, a predicted model, not a curated record